AUGAGCGACGACGCUGUUGAGGCAACAGCAAGCGUGUCGGGAAAAGCUAGACCGAUCUAUGAGGAAAUAUCAACUCAUGCAUCUGAAGAGGACGCCAUAACAGCUCUUCACUGUGUGGAUUCAUCUGAAUACGAGUAUCUUCGGGCUUACGGGAAUCCUCCGAGGCGUGUCAGUUUGUAUCACUGCAUCUCGCAUGCCUCCUGUGAGCGAAGGAUCAGAAUUGUCAAGCGUACAGACUUCUCUGCUGUAGGAGCGGUUGCUUCAACUGCUUUUGUUGUAGAGGAGCACGGAGAGCAUGAGAGCAAAGUCACCCAUCGCAAGCGCUCUGGGAUAGACAUGUCCUUGAAGCCAGAAGUCGAUAGUAUGCUGAGAGGAGGUGCGGGGCCCAAACGCAUUCGACUGCUUUUGUUGAAAAAGUAUAAGAAGGAGAAAGUGAAGCAGGCGAAGAUCCCUGACGCGAUAAUGCUCAAAAACCGCAAGGCUUCGCUGAAAAAAAGCAGUAAAAAUGCUUGGGAAAUUUCGAAUUUCACUGUCAUGAUGGAGUGGGCAAGUCCGCGGAUGUGCACUGAUCGUGACGUUUUCUUCGGUUGGAUGGGAGGCUUUGAUGUUCAGAACGACAAACGUACAUUUGACGAAAAAGACUUGGAAUUUCAGAAUGACCUAAUUAUUCUGAAUACGUUCGACCACACUUUCACCGACGAGGAUGGAAAAGAAGCUACUUCGUUUGGUUUCAUUUUUACGUCAAGGCGCAUCUUUCGCAAUGUGUACUACUAG
Messenger RNA from Phytophthora nicotianae INRA-310, 774 nucleotides. RefSeq lists its product as hypothetical. The record is from RefSeq and is a predicted model, not a curated record. NCBI's taxonomy places the organism in Eukaryota, Oomycota, Peronosporomycetes, Peronosporales, Peronosporaceae. The transcript has a single exon. Bases 1 to 774 code for a protein of 257 amino acids.